AUGUUGCGACAACCUAAAAGUCUAGUAAAACCAAUUGACUCAAAUAAACCAGAGCUUCAAGAUAUAUAUGAUAAGAAAAUUGAAAGCCAAAAAUCCUGUGCAACAAGGCACAUUUUUCUUAUUAGACAUGGCCAGUACAAUGUAUCUGGCGAGACUGAUGGAGAAAGAAAGUUGACUGAAUUAGGUAGACAACAAGCUCUGUUUACUGGUGAGCGUUUAAGAAUAUUGAAUUAUCCAUGGACAACAAUUACACAGUCAACAAUGACUCGUGCAAUGGAAACUUGUUCAAUAAUCCAAAAACAAUUGUCUCCAGAUAUUCCUUUGACAUCAUCUGAUUUAUUAAUUGAAGGAGCUCCAGUACAACCAGAUCCGCCAUCUAAACGUUGGAAACCUGAGUUAUAUCAGUUUUAUAGGGAUGGAGCUCGUAUAGAAGCGGCUUUUCGAAAAUUCAUUCAUAGAGCGCCUCCUGAACAAAAUGAAGACUCUUAUGAAUUAAUAAUUUGUCAUGCAAAUGUUAUAAGAUAUUUUGUUAUGAGAUCAUUGCAGUUGACACCAGAGGCAUGGUUACGUUUGAGCUUAGAUCAUGCAAGUAUUACAUGGCUUUCUAUUUUUCCUAAUGGAAGAGUAGCUUUACGAUGUUACAGUAAUUCAGGAUACAUGCCACCAGAUGCAAUUAGUCAUUAA
This is a messenger RNA of Melanaphis sacchari, 684 nucleotides long. Its product is annotated as serine/threonine-protein phosphatase PGAM5, mitochondrial-like. The coding region runs from base 1 to 684 and encodes 227 amino acids. The record is from RefSeq and is a predicted model, not a curated record. Gene Ontology annotation, cellular component: mitochondrion. NCBI's taxonomy places the organism in Eukaryota, Metazoa, Arthropoda, Insecta, Hemiptera, Aphididae. Gene Ontology annotation, biological process: positive regulation of mitochondrial fission. The transcript is spliced from 5 exons.